This is a messenger RNA of Coniophora puteana RWD-64-598 SS2, 546 nucleotides long. RefSeq lists its product as uncharacterized. The record is from RefSeq and is a predicted model, not a curated record. Lineage: Eukaryota; Fungi; Basidiomycota; Agaricomycetes; Boletales; Coniophoraceae. The coding region runs from base 1 to 546 and encodes 181 amino acids. The transcript is spliced from 5 exons.
AUGACGCCCACAUUCGAAGAAGACAGAUCGCGCAACGCGCUUAAGCUUCUUCACAGGAAGAAUCGUCUCCAGACCGUCUGCUGUGUGGAAUAUCGCAAACGCGAAGCUGCUUCACGCAAGCUCAAUCCAUCAUGCCAAGCCACCCCCAGCAUCAGCCGUAGUCACUGUGACACCACACGCCUCGAGUGCCAAAAGCGAUACACCGUCGGCAACACCCUACGACAUCGCCAGCAGUACAGCAAAGCCUACAAAAUGAGGUGCAGACGGCUGAUAGCGAUGGGCAGCAAAGGUCCGAAGCUAUCCCGAAGCACCGACGUCGUCAACGUUGAUCACUUCGAUUCCCGACCAGCGACCCGCGACAGCACCCUGCAAGACCCGCGCAUGCGCUCUGCUGUGCUUCUCUGCUCGAACGCCGCGUGGAGCACUACGCCGUCGCAUCCAGGCGCGCAUGACGACUCAGCACGCCAGCUUUUCCUUGGCUUCUUCUCUGGCGUGCUCGCGUUGAUGCGCCCGAAUUCCUCUGCGGUAUUCGGUUACUCGGCCUAG